Messenger RNA from Triplophysa rosa, 1828 nucleotides. RefSeq names its product glycolipid transfer protein domain containing 2a (gene gltpd2a). The transcript is spliced from 8 exons. The record is from RefSeq and is a predicted model, not a curated record. Gene Ontology annotation, biological process: ceramide transport; intermembrane lipid transfer. Bases 596 to 1480 code for a protein of 294 amino acids. Lineage: Eukaryota; Metazoa; Chordata; Actinopteri; Cypriniformes; Nemacheilidae. Gene Ontology annotation, cellular component: cytoplasm; cytosol; membrane. Gene Ontology annotation, molecular function: ceramide 1-phosphate binding; ceramide 1-phosphate transfer activity.
AUGUGUGAAGCAAGCGCAGAUUACAUCUGUGUGUCUGUGUGUGUGUGUUUUGGAAUAGUUUGGUAAUAUCAGGGACGUUCUGCCCGUGUCAGGACAGGAUUUCUCAGAAGUGUGGCGUAUUGACUUGUUUUGUUCGAUGGACUUUAGAGCCAUAACGGCAGUAAAUGAUUCAUUUGACUUCAUAAUCGAGACUUCAGGUGGUUGACGGUAGUUUCUCACAUCGGUUUGAUGAAGACAGACAUUAAAGCUCCAGACAGUUGUGUACGGGAUCAUAUCUCAGCAUUAAUCUGUCGUCGAGCCGUAUGAUCGAGUAGAGAUGGAGGACAGAAAGUGGGUUUGAGCAGUCCAGAGUUAAUAAAACAACUACAGCAGCCUCACGUCCUAAAACAAGUUCCUGUGUCCACGGGACUUACGACGGUCUUCUGUGGACGAGGACGACAGAAUCAAGAGGCUGCGACUAAAUAGAAAAUCUCUCAGUGAAACUCCACCCACUACAGAACACUGGCCUGUCAUUGGCAGUUUGAGCUAGAGAGAGAGAGAGAGAGAGAGAGAGAAGGCAAAGCGUGUGAGGAGACGAGACGUUAAUGUGACAAGAAUGAGACCUCGCAAGCGGCAGUGUGUCGUGAUCUCAGUGGUUUUGUGUUUACUUCUGUUUGUGAGCUCACUGUGGCUGCCUCAAGAAGUGUUUCUGAGCUGUGAUCAGUCAUGGCGGCCGUGUCUGAGUGUGUAUGCAGCAACCAGAGAGAUCGUUCAUGAUGUGACACCUGCACCAGGAGGCGAUGUCAUCAGAGAGUGUGCUGGACAGAAGUUUCAAGUGUCCCGCCUCCUCCACCGUCUAAACUCCGCCCUUGGCCCCGCCUCUGACGUUCUGUUGGAACCGUACCUGCUCUGCUGGGAGGAGCUGAUCAAGUUUAUGGAGUCUUUAGGUCCGCUGGUGGGUUUCUUCACUCAUAAGGUUGAAGAGAAGAUCAUCCUCCUCCGACACCUCUCGCAGGAAGAAGCUGCUAAACACAGAAGCGUCCCACAUCAGCCUACCCACAAUCCUCAGAGUGCAGGGCCUCACCCCGCCUAUCACUCGGUGCGCUCCAUGCUGGAGGCGGAGCUGCAGAGGGGUGUGGUCUCCUUCGACAGUCAGACGGCCUCCGGGAGCCGGACCCUGCUGCGUCUCCAUCGCUCGUUGCUAUGGUUACAGCUGCUGCUGGAGAAGCUGGGGGCGGAGCCCGAGGGGCGGAGCAUGGGCGAGCUGUGUCGUGAAGCGUACCUGCAGGUGUUAGCGCCGCAUCACCCGUGGCUUCUGCAGAGAGCCGCCGAACUGGUGUUCCGCGCCAUGCCGGAGCGCACCGUCUUCCUGCAGCUCGUGUGUGUGCGCAGACAGGAAGAGGCGGAGCCUGUGAUAAACAUCAUCGUCACAGCCAUCCGAGAAAUUCACCGGCGGACGGAGAGAGAACUGAACAUCAGAAACAUGCUGGAGCUGCCGUAACGCACACGAUCUUCUGGAGACAGUGCAGGAUGGUUGUCAGGGUGUUGUGUUGUGGUUGUCCUAAUGUAUAAAACAUCAUCCGUAAAGUAUCUGUACAUCUAUUACCAAAUGACAAUUUGGUAAUAGAUCCUGAUAUGCGUGUUCACACAUUUCAAUGUGUUUUCAUGUGUGUGUGUGUGUGUGUGUAGAUAUAUGAAUCUGUCUCUCCUUCACAUCUGCACUGUAAGCACUGUAAACCUCAAAGGUUGACCGGUCAAAGGUUGGACACAUUAUUUAUUAUUCAUAUUAAAUAUAAAACCAUUACAACUGUGAAAUAAAAUAUUGAGUAAACUUUUAACUGGUGGUGUG